Saprolegnia parasitica CBS 223.65 is the source of this 1095-nucleotide messenger RNA. RefSeq lists its product as hypothetical. Bases 1 to 1095 code for a protein of 364 amino acids. NCBI's taxonomy places the organism in Eukaryota, Oomycota, Saprolegniomycetes, Saprolegniales, Saprolegniaceae. Gene Ontology annotation, molecular function: Hsp70 protein binding; ribosome binding. Gene Ontology annotation, cellular component: cytosol. The record is from RefSeq and is a predicted model, not a curated record. Gene Ontology annotation, biological process: regulation of translational fidelity; 'de novo' cotranslational protein folding. The transcript has 4 exons.
AUGGACGCGCUGGAAAACCUCUAUAAAUACAUACCGACCCAAGGCUCUUGGCCACUGAUCGCGUGGGACGCGGCCGUCCUCGGCCUCGGCGGCUACCCGCACCUCAAGCGCGUCGAGAUCGCCGGCCGCUCGCUGCACAAGCGCGUGCGCAACGCGGCCCGCGGCCGCUCGCUCUCGAUGGAGUCGAACGGCGAGCACGACGCGCGCGCCGAGGCCAAGCUCAAGGAAGAGGCCAUCUUGGCCAAGUACCGCAAGUCGAUCAAGGGCAAGAACUUUAUCAACUUGACCAUGUACCAGCAGCUCGGCCUGACCGACGUCAUGUUCGACGCGACGCCCGACCAGAUCAAGAAGGCGUACCACCGCGUGCUUAUUGAGCACCACCCGGAUAAGACGCUCAAGGACGAGAACGACCCGAACUACCUCGCCGCCAAGGUCGUCGAUUUCUACGCGCUCUAUGGCCCCGUGUUUGAGCGCAACGCGCGCUUCUCCAACAUUACGCCCGUGCCGGCGCUCGGCGACGACGAGACGGACCUCGACACGGUCCAGUCGUUCUACAACUUUUGGCACACGUUUGACUCGUGGCGCGACUUUACGCACAACGCCGAGCACGACGUGGAUAGCGUCGAGAGCCGCGACGAGAAGCGUCACAUGAUGAAGAAGAACGAAGUGCAGGCCAAGAAGCUCAAGAAGAAGGAAUACAACCGUCUUGCCGACCUCGUGGACCGCGCGCAGGCGAACGACCCGCGCCUUCGCCGCGUCAAGCAGGCCGCCAAGGACAAGAAGGAGAACGACCGCAAGGCCAAGGAAGCCGCCGCCCAGGCCAUCAUCGAUGCCCAGAAGGCCGCCGAGGAGGCCGCCGCCCGCGCCAUCGCCGAGAAGGAAGAAGCGGAGAAGAAGUCCAAGAACGACGCCAAGUUGGCCAAGGACAAGCUCAAGAAGGCGUUCCGCAAGGUCAAGAAACCUUCCGUGAGCUCGUCGAAGCUAUCGAUGACCCGCGCGCUCGCGUCGCCUGCUGGCAUCGAGGACGUCGUCAAGGUCCUCACGGGCCUCCGCGGCGAAGCCUACAUGCAGAAGCAGGCUGCCAAGCGCGGUUAA